Molecule: messenger RNA, 3753 nt
Organism: Tetrahymena thermophila SB210
Lineage: Eukaryota; Ciliophora; Oligohymenophorea; Hymenostomatida; Tetrahymenidae
Product: cyclic nucleotide-binding domain protein
Exons: 6
Source: RefSeq, a predicted model, not a curated record
AUAAAGGCAGUAAGGGAUUUGAUUAAAAAUUAUUAAUUUUUGCGACAAAUAAACUAAAGAUAACUCUAAAUUGUUAAUAUAAUACAGCAAAAAGGUUUGUUUAUUUAUAACUCUUAAGGUGUGUAAAAAUUCUAAUUAAAACAUUUUCAUAGAAUAAAGUAGCCUAAAUCCAAAAUGAAAGAGUAGCAAUUUGGCAGUCAAUAGCAAAAAGACUUAAUAUAAUACUUAGAGUUGAAUUAGCAAGAAAGAAAACUAAACCAAUAAAAGCUGGAUAAGGCAUUAGAAGCUGCUAAGAAUAGCUAGUAUAUACAGUCUGCUAUUUUGUUAGAUUAGAAUAAUGAUUACGAAUAAAUGUUAAAUGGACUUUUACAUAAUUUUUAAAUAGAGAAGUAUGAAGUAGGUACUAACAUCAUCCCCUAAACAAUUGCUUAGAAUAAGUUUGUUUUUGUAAUUUAAGGCCAUUUGUUACUUAAAAUUCACUUUAAUGAAAGUUAAAACGAUACUAAGCUAAAUAAUAUUAAUGGGCUCCAAUAAUUAAGGAAAAAUAAUAGCUUAAAUAAUGAAUAAGAAUAGAUAUAAAUAGUAAGAGCUGGUGAAGUACUCAACCCCUAAUUAUCUUACUAGUAUCACUUUAGCUUAAAAGAGGCUAUAGCUAUGUAAACUAUGCAAAACAACAUGUAAUCAGAACAGUAAAACGGUAUAUCCUAAGAAGAUUUUAUAUACUUAGCUACAUUAAGUAGCGAUUAAUAUUCGCACUUACUUUCUAAGUUUGAGGAAAAAAAAAUGCAAUUACUGAUUGAUACUCUUAAUCAGAUUCCCUUUUUUGAAACUUUAAAUGAAGAUAAGCUCAGCUACAUAAUAAGUAUAUCUAAAAUUCAACAAUUUAGAAAAAGAACAAUAGUGUAUAAAGAGGGUAGUGUUGCUUUAGAUGUAUUUGCUGUUUUAUAUGGAGAUUUUCUGAUAACAAGAAAGGAGGAAGGACAAGAGCAAGAAAUAGAAAACCAAAAAGACUAAAGCCCAAAUCCAAAAUAAAAUAAUGGGAACGAUGUUAAACAAGCUAAAAGAAAAAUUAUUGAUAGAAUCCAGAGGAACUAAAUGUUUGGCGAAGAGGAUAUCUUAUAUUCCUAAAAGAGAAUAAAUACUGCUUCUUGCUCAAGUGAAUAAGGACUAGUUUUAAGAAUACCAAAAUAGAUAUAUUGCAAUUUGUUUGAUAUAAGUAAAUUAAAAUCUAAAUCUCAAGAUAGCGUUCAUAAUGAUGAGUCUCCUUCUCUUUAAACUGCUGACUUUUUCGUUAGAUAAAAUUUUACAAAUACAAAUACAAGAAAUAUCGAAUAAAGUUAAUAGCCAUAAACAAAUCAAAUCACAGAUUUAUAGGGAUCUUAGUUAAUUUUCUCACAAAAGCCAUCAAAUAGAUAGUUUACAAAAUUACAGAUUAGUUAAAUGCAAAAUAAUAGCGCAACUAUUACUCAGUUUUCUAAGACUAAUAAAUAGCUUCUCAACAUUUUAAAUAAUAAACUCUAACACUAAUCAAGUGGAAGCCAACAAAAUUAAUCUAAUGGGCUAAGCACAAAUAAGCAAAGCGAGGAUAGUGGAUCAGCUUCUAAUAAAAAUGCUAGAAACUUUCAUCUUUAACAAUUUAGCAGUGCAAAUUUUAGUUAAGGCUAAUUAAGUAAUAGCAGCUCUAAAUGCUUCUCUCCAAUUGUAUCAAAUUGUGAUGUAAACGAACAUACCCCUUCAAAAAUAAAGCUUAGCUAAUUUAGAGUUAAGAAAUAUUAAAGUGAAAGAUCUAUUAGUAUGGCUAAAUAAAGUAAUUAAGAUAAAAUAGAAGACUCUGAUAGCUAGGCUAUUAACAAAAAUGUUUAAGAUAAGCUAAACUUACAAAGCUUUACGAAUAAAUUUAAUGAAAUACAAGAUGUUAAAAAUUCUUUUAGAUUUUAAUCCACAAAUAAGAACAGUUCUCCAGUAGUCGCUCAAUAAGGAUUUUAGCUAAAAUUAAACUCUGGUAUUCUCUAAAAGCACUAAAAAAAUAUAUCAUCAAGACAUUCCGACAUUGUUCUUGCAUCUCAUGAGCUAUAACAAAGCUCAUCAUCUUAAAGAGGAUGCUAAAGUCCUGAAAAAACAAGUUUUAGUCCUGCUAAUCCUAUGAGAAGAACAUUUUUGAUAGAUUAAAAUAAAGGAACAAUAAUAAAAAAGAGAGGUCUGAAUGGUAUUUAGUUUGCUAGCUAAGUUAAUUUAUAAAAACCUAGCACUUUAAAUGAAUUUGAUGAUUAAAAAUUUAAUAAAUAAGCAUCAGAUGAAUUUAAUUACCCUAAUUCUGAUGGAAUUGAAGGUGACACUUAAAAAAAUUAAGGAAGAUCCCCUAUUUAAACAUUUUCAAUAGCUACCAAGCAAUCAUGUGAUAAUCUAUUUUCGAAAGCUUAAAUAUGCAAUGAAAGCUCUCCUAACGUAAGCGUUACAGAUGCUCUCAGAAAAUCUAAAAUAUAAUUCCAAUAUCGCAAGAAACCAUCUUCCGUAGCUGUAGGUUCUUGCAGCGACUUUUAGUCACUUAAAAAUAUUGAUGCUGAUUAGUUCUCUAAAGAAAUUUAAACAAAUAUAAAUACACAACUUUCUAACAAAUUUAUAGGAAAAAAUUCCUCAGCAAUAUUUUUUUCAAAUAAUUUUGAAAAAUCUCCUUUAUCUUCAUAGCAAAAUUUGCCAUCUUGGAAAUCAACAGCUAAUACAAAACUAUAAAUGAACUUCAGCAAUUAAACUUCUCCCAAAAAAAAUUUUAUACUAAAAAAGUCAUAGAUAUUAACUUAAUCAAACAAUGGAUCCAUGCAAUAAAUUCCCUCUAUUCAUAAUUUUAUAAAUAAUCAAGAGAUUGAUUCUUAAAAAAAAUAAAAUGAAGUUAAUUCUUAAUCAAGCAGACUUGAAGAUAGUAAUGAUUCAUCAUUUAUGAUUUAUGAUGAUUAUGCUAGCCACUUAGCAAGCUUGAAAUAAAAUAUUGAGGAAUCUCCACAAAAUCAGCAAACAAAUGAAAAUGAAAAUAAAUAAUAAAAAUCAAAAAAACCCAAACCAUCAAUACCCUUAUUAGAUUUAAAAAGUAUUACCUAAAAUCAAUAAGUCAAUAAUUUUUUUAAUAACAUUCCAAAUUAGUAAAACUAGUAAUAAAAUUAGAAUUAAAAAUCUACUGAACAAAAUGUUAACAAAUUUUAAGACAGUAAAUUAAUAAUAGAUUAAAAGCAAAACAUCACAGAAUAAUCAAAUUAAAUAAACUAAGGAAAUAACUAAUAGAAAUAAUUAACGUCUAAUAAUUAAAGACCAUCUACGCCUUCUAUAAAAAAAUUAGAUUUAAGUAAUUUAAAUGAAUAAUUAAAAAAAUAGACUCCAAUAAAUGUGUAAAAAGAAGAAGGCUUUACUGAGAUAACUUAAUCUAGAUUAAUACUUCCAUCUUUCAAUUAAAACAUAAAUUCAAACUACAAUCCUUAAGAAAAUAAAACUCCUCAAAGUACUAAAUUCGAUUUUUUCAGCCCAUGUAAAAUCCAAGAUGAUAUAAAAGUUUUUGAAAAAAACAUUUUCCAAACAGCUUAAUAAGCAUAAAAUAAUACAUUCUUCUCAAAUCAACCCAAUUAAUACGGUCAUAAUAAAUCAAAAUAAACCAUUUAAAAUAUUAACUCUUUAUACUAAGGUCUGCUUACUAGUUAAAAUUUUAAGAAAUAAUCCUUGUAAAGCAAUUCUAGAAAAAAUACAAUAAACUUGAAAGAAUUGUCAUGA